CCCAACUAGAGGGGAUCACACAGGUUGUCAUUGUGUCUACGUGAAACACGGGGUAUUCAGACAGUUCUCGGACUACGUUUACCAGAAUCUCAUCACAAGCAAGAUGGCGACCUCUCAGAAGCUAACGGAACAUUUCCUGACCUGUACAAUAUGCACAGAUGUGUUUGAUAAUCCCUGUACUCUUGUGUGUAAUCACACCUUCUGUCGAAAAUGUGUCGUCAACUACACCAAAACCAGACCAGAAGCCAUCAGUGCCAAGUCCCUCCUCUGUUCAUUCUGCAACAAGAUGACGAAAGUGUCUGCCCCUGAGAGGCCAGUGGAGGAAUGGGCGGAUGACGUCAAGCCAAUCUUUAUCAUCCAGGGACUCUUGGACUCGUUUGGUCCUGGAUCUAAAGAUACAGCCUCCUGCAGCUGCUGUAGAGAGGAAGAGGAGACAACUCCAGCUGUUGUUUGGUGCUCGGUCUGUGAUGUGGCACUCUGUGACAAAUGUACUGGAGCUCACAACCGCAUCCCGUCAUUAAGGAAACACAAAGUCAUUGACCUCUCCGGCGAGGUCAAGGUCGGAAGAACACACAAGGUGACAAGUAAAGAGCACAAGGACGAAACUAUUAAAUAUCUGUGUAAAGAUUGUAAGAAAGCUGUUUGUCAGACAUGCUGCACCAUCUACCACAGGAAAUGUGACUCGGUCGUCACACUCGAGUCGGAAAUGAUGGCUGUGAAGACAGAGCUGGUGAAGAUGAAAGAGACUUUGUCAAGGAGAAGACACAAACGAAAUACAGAGGUGCAGAAAAAGAAAUCAGUGAUGGCUGAAGAAAUAUGUCAACAUUCACAGACGGAAUCCGACAUCAAGUCUGCAAGUCUGAAGGCAAUACAAGGGAUAAAACUCAAGGAACAGAAACUUCUAGAUGAACUGAAAGAGAUGUCAGACAAACACAUCGGACAACUGAAGCCAGACAUUAAGUUAGGUGAGAUGUCAGUACAGGUGUAUCAACAACAGGCGGAGCUGAUAGACCAGGCUCUACAAUCUGAGUGUGACAUGGAUGUGUAUGAGAUGUAUCAGGGAUGUGAGGCAGGUUAUGUGGAGGCUGUCGGAGACGCAGAUGUGAAGGCGAGAGGAAGAACAUCCAAGGUCACAUUCAGACAGGACACGGACAAGCUGAGUAAAUCUCUGGACGAUCUACAGCUGGGUGAGAUAGAAGUCAUGUAUGAGGGUUUGAUGGACCUGAAGGCUACUCCUGUGUUACAGGACACCAUCAGCGUGCUGGACCUGAAGGCUACCCCUGUGUUACAGGACACCAUUGAUGUCAGAGUAGCAGGCGACAGUAACACACCAUGCCCGCGUGACGUGACAGUGAUGGUGGUGAAUGACACAGAUACAGUUGUAGUCACCGACUACAAGAGUGUGAAGUCCUUCUACACCAGGAAUAACCAGACACGUCACAGUAAACUCAGUCUGGGUUGUAAACCAUGGAGUCUGACAAAGUUGACACACAACCAGGUGGCCGUCACUGUCAGGAACAUCAAUCAGAUCGUAACAGUAGAAGUCAACCCUGACCUGGUGCUGCUGUCAACCAUCACAACCAGCAAACAGUACAUGGGCAUAACGUCCCUGACACCAUCAACACUAGCAGCUAGUUCCCAGUCUCCUCCCUGUGUUGAUAUCCUGGAUAUGACUGGAAACGUUCUGAGGUCAAUCAGUCCACUCCAAAAUAGUAAUAACAUCUUACGAUAUCCAAACUUCCUCUGUACCACGAGGACAGGAAACAUUCUUGUGUCUGACGCUGGAACCAAGUGUGUCCUGUGUCUGACCCCCGAGGGAGAUGUGGUGUUCACCUACAGCCCGACAGGAGACACAGCACUGGAGUUUCCCCAGGGUAUCACAAGUACCAGCACAGGUGACAUCCUGGUGACAGACUACUCUCUACACAGUGUCAUCCAUCUGACGGAAUCAGGACAGUUUGUCAAAAUCAUACUGACACAACAGGACGGUAUGAACCAGCCCCAGGGUGUGUGUGUAGACGGACAUGGCCACGUGUAUGUUUGUCUCAUUAGCGGAGUUAUUAAGGUGUUCACAUGUAACCACUGACAACGUGUGUUUGUGACAUAUAUAUGUGUAUAGAACUCUCUCAGGUUCCUGUCGUCUUUAGGAAGGAAUUCAUAAAAACCCAAACUGUAUGAUACUGAUUAUCCGCAAGUUGCCUUAUGGAUAACGAGAUGUAAUUUAGGCUAUCUCAGAGCUUUUUUUUGUGUCAACCUGUGUGGGGUGUGUCAGAACCUAGAAAAUUUGAAACAUUGCAAACCCAAAGUCACGGCAUAACCAAACGAUGUAUUUUUUGUGUGAAAAUAACUAAAUGCCUGUAGUAUUCUUUUCCCCGUUGACGGUCAUACAUGUGUUGAUUUUACUUGUAUGUGUUAUAAAAAGAUAUGUUGAAAGACCUAAAAUUGGAUCUGUAUCAAUAUAUUUUUAAAGUUC
Messenger RNA from Haliotis rufescens (red abalone), 2473 nucleotides. RefSeq names its product protein lin-41-like. The record is from RefSeq and is a predicted model, not a curated record. Gene Ontology annotation, molecular function: protein binding; zinc ion binding. The transcript has 3 exons. NCBI's taxonomy places the organism in Eukaryota, Metazoa, Mollusca, Gastropoda, Lepetellida, Haliotidae. Bases 104 to 2086 code for a protein of 660 amino acids.